Molecule: messenger RNA, 880 nt
Organism: Notothenia coriiceps (black rockcod)
Lineage: Eukaryota; Metazoa; Chordata; Actinopteri; Perciformes; Nototheniidae
Product: dynein heavy chain 8, axonemal-like
Exons: 6
Biological process (GO): microtubule-based movement
Cellular component (GO): dynein complex
Molecular function (GO): dynein intermediate chain binding; dynein light intermediate chain binding
Source: RefSeq, a predicted model, not a curated record
GAGCGACGCAAAUUCGGACCAUUGGGUUGGAACAUACCCUAUGAGUUCAACUCUGCGGACUUCACUGCCAGUGUUGAAUUUGUUGAGAGACACUUGGAUGAUUGUGGCCCCAGGAAGGAUGUGUCCUGGGUAACUGUGCGAUACAUGCUAGCUGAGGUGCAGUAUGGAGGAAGGGUUACAGAUGAUUAUGACAAACGCCUACUGCAGUGUUUUGCACGAGUGUGGUUCAGUAAAAAGAUGUUCGACCCAUUAUUUUGCUUCUACACGGGCUACAAAGUCCCAGUGUGCAAGACAGUAGACGAGUACAUUGAAUGUAUUCAGAGCUUACCCACUGCGGACUCCCCACAGGCCUUGGGGCUGCAUCCUAAUGCGGAUAUCACAUAUCAGACAAACACAUCGGCUGAAGUGCUAGAGACAAUUACAAAUAUCCAGCCAAAGGAAAGCGGAGGAGGAUCAGGAGCAACUCGGGAGUCCAUUGUUUACAGCAUGGCAGAAGACAUGUUAGAGAAGCUGCCCCCCAAUUAUGUGCCACAUGAGGUCAAAGCCAGACUGUUGAAGAUGGGAGCUCUAAACCCAAUGAACAUCUUCCUACGCCAAGAGGUAGAUCGAAUGCAAAGGAUCAUCGGUGUGGUGCGGAUUAGUCUGACGGACCUGAAGCUGGCUAUUGAUGGUACCAUCAUAAUGAGCGAGAACCUCCGUGAUGCACUGGACAAUAUCUUUGAUGCCCGUGUGCCGAACCAGUGGAGGAAAGUCUCCUGGGAUUCCUCCACACUGGGCUUCUGGUACACAGAGCUUCUGGAAAGAAACAAACAAUUUCACAGCUGGGUUUUUGAAGGAAGACCAAAAGCUUUUUGGAUGACAGGUUUCUUCAACCCGCAAG